CUGAGAUUGAAGUGGUACAGGAAUACACAAAGAUUAUGGAGCCACUAGCCCAGUCCCUAGAUAUCCUGCAACGGGAGAACGGCAUGUUCAUGGGGUAUUUGCUACCAACGCUCUGCAAUCUGGACCGCAAGUUAGAAGGACUGGAAAACAAACCUGAGAGGUACACAUACUGUUUUCAGCUACUGAGAGGUGUGCGCGAAGCCCUAAGAAAGCGGUUUGCAGCUAUCUGGGAGGACAAGAGGCUUCUUCUGGCAGCCUGCCUACACCCUCGCUUCAAACUAGAUUGGCUGGAAUCGUGUCAGGCCGCCACCCGUACCAACAAAUACACAAUGGAAGCCUUGCUGAAAGCUGAAAUAAAGAUGGGUGUACUUAAUGAGGACAGUGAUCAGUCUUCAGAUAAAGACCAGGAAGGAGAUGACUUAGAAGAUGACUUCUUUAACUUUCUGCCCCAGGGCAAGAAGUCAGCAGUGGACACUGCUGAGGAGGAACUGGUGAGGUACCUGAGGUCUCCCAGCAGGGAAGUGUCAUCACUCCAUGGCUUUCCAUGUGUGCUGCGGUGUUUUUUUGCAGCACAACACAGGCAUGCCUUCAAGCGCCGCAGUAGAACGCCUGUUCAGUACUGGUGGCAACGUAAUGACUGUAAAAAGACAUUCCUUGUCUGACAUGCUCUUUGAGCAUCUUGUUCUUUUGAGACAUAACAGAAACAUAUUAU
Molecule: messenger RNA, 712 nt
Organism: Rhineura floridana
Lineage: Eukaryota; Metazoa; Chordata; Lepidosauria; Squamata; Rhineuridae
Exons: 2
Coding region: 36-662 (208 amino acids)
Source: RefSeq, a predicted model, not a curated record